This is a messenger RNA of Camellia sinensis, 1286 nucleotides long. The record is from RefSeq and is a predicted model, not a curated record. Lineage: Eukaryota; Viridiplantae; Streptophyta; Magnoliopsida; Ericales; Theaceae.
CGAUGCAAGAAAAUAAAAAGAUUGGAGUGUUAAAGAAAUAGAGAAACACGAUGAUCGACAAGAGGUUCUUAACACUUAGAGAUGUGAAUUUUAUUGAGGUUAAUUCUAGUUGUUCUCCAUUCGAGUGCUUGAGGCAGAUUUCAAAAGUUGCAGAGAAAAAAUUGGAGGAAGAAAACUUGAUUAAAAAGACAUCCAUGGCAGAGGAGGCCAAUCCUGGUCCUGGUCCUGGCGUAGAAGAGUACUUAAAAAUUAAAAUUCAAACGUUUAUCGCCAAGGAAGACAUGGAAGCGAAGAUGAAGAUAGAAAACUUCGAAAAAACGAUUGAAAAGCUUCUCAAGAAGCCUGUUAUUGAUGAGCCAGUUGAUAAUUCGCCCAAGGAAGAGAGGAUGAAGAGAGAAAAGCGGCUCAAGAGGCCUGUCACGGAAGAAAAACCCAAGAACAAGAAGAGAUAUGAGAGUGAAGAGAGCGAAGAUCAAGAAAAACCCAAUCCAAUCAAGAAGAAGAAGAUGAGUAGUAAUACGGGAAUUGACAAUGUUUCAUAUCCACCACCAGAACUUCCUUCAGAAUUUAAGGAAAAAAUCAACAACUUGAAUGGUUCUAAAUUGAAGUUGUUGAUACAGAAGAAGGUGACCGCGACCGAUGUAAGUCAUACUCACAAUCGUAUAUCAAUGCCUUUGAAUGGCAUCAAAGUAGAUUUCCUAAGUGAUGAAGAGAAGAAGCAUCUAGACUCGCAUACUGGAACGAAUGUGGCAGAGAUACCAGCGAAGCUAAUCCAACCUGGUUCGUGCAAAGAAUGCGAUGUAACGUUCAAGAAGUGGGAUAUGAAGAAAGAAAGAGGCAAAACUAGCUCAAUGUAUGUGUUUAGUAAAGAAUGGAACGAAAUUAAGAGGAGGAAUGGAAUAGAACAAGGUACGAUGGUGCAAGUUUGGUCGUUUCGUGGACCGGGUGAUGAACUAUGCUUUGCUCUUGUUAUAGUUGAAGAGGGUGGCGAUGGCAACAGAAGAAGCAGUGCAAGUCAGAGUGGAGAAAAAAAUACCCCAAGCACUUCCCAGUCUCACCAUCAAGAAGAUUAGUGUUUCUUAAAUUUUUUAAUUUUUAAUUUUUAAUUUUUUAAUUCUACUUUAGAAGUUGCAUAAAUUUAUCUUUCUGCAGAUUUUGGAUAUUUGUUUCAGUGUAACUAACAAAUUCUUAAGAUCACGAAAAUUGUUUCACAAAAUGCGUUAUGAAAUCAUGCCAAUCAACCAGCCAUCAAUCAGCUGAUAGAUCACGCACGGCUUCAAAACGAA